Molecule: messenger RNA, 1987 nt
Organism: Papilio machaon (common yellow swallowtail)
Lineage: Eukaryota; Metazoa; Arthropoda; Insecta; Lepidoptera; Papilionidae
Gene: nesd
Product: protein nessun dorma
Exons: 10
Coding region: 57-1583 (508 amino acids)
Biological process (GO): male meiosis cytokinesis; spermatogenesis
Source: RefSeq, a predicted model, not a curated record
GAAAUAAGUACAAAAGGUUAAUAUUGGAUGUUACAAAGUUUAUUGCAAUUCUAAAGAUGCAGUCAGUAUAUUUAUUCAACCGUAGUGAUAAUCAAAUUUUGGAAGAGUUGUUGCGAGUUUGCAGUACGGGGAGAGACACCGCCCGCGAACAAUGGAGCUUGCAGGCAGAGCUUCUAGUUGAGCCCGUCGGUUGGGACGCCCUGUGGAAAUUGUCUAAAGACUUCUGUAAAAAGUUUGAUGUAAGAUUUCCUUGUGUUGCUUACAUAUCUGUGACAUCGGUGGAUUUUGAGGAAUUGUCAGCUAGUGCCGAUGUGCUGAGUGUCCAGCAUGAGUCUGUGACAAUACCAGAGACUGUUGUGGAUAUUCCUCUAAUUGAGCUCUGGCCUACCAUAAAACAAAGGGAGGCCAGUAUCAAUGGAGCCACCACAGCAGAAUUCAUUGAUCUUUUAAGAUUCUUCUAUGAAAACAUUUGGAUGCCGUGGGAUGAUCAGGAUGGUAAAUCAUUACUUCCUAAAACAAUAGAGGAGAGAAUGAGCCUUUGGAGUGAUAUGCACAAUGGUUCCGUACCAAACUGUGUUGCUAGAUCUAUAAUCACACUAAGGAACAGUGCUAUUGAUGCUUUCAAAAAACUCAAAGAUUUAGAUUCUUCUCUAUGUGAUGGUAUAUUAGAUGAUGAUGAUGAUUCCCUCCUACCUCCUAGUUACAUAUCAGAGUGUGCAGAGAUGAAUGCACGACUGGACAGUCUAAUGUCUAAAUGGACUCUGUAUGAAAACCCAUUGAUCAGGGAACAAUAUUUAGCUAAGACUAAACACAAAUGGCAGAAGACUAAAAGUAAAAGAAAUGUUGUAGCACUGUGGCAAGGAGGUUCUAUAACGGAGUUUAAUGAGAUAUCGAAAUUUCUUUCCAAAAACCUCACCAACGAUCACAAUCUGUCAGUGAUGGCGUCAGCUGAAGAUGGUCUCUCGCUCGAGCCUGAAGAAGUAGUGAUGUGCAGUCCCGCAUAUGAACUGCCCGAGAUGCCGCUAUCACAAAUAUCUAUUUGCAGUUUUAAUGGUGCAUCCCUAAAGGCUGCUGAAAUGAGAUCCUGCCUGCUGAUGCUGAGCGAGGAGUGUCGGCUGCGUGACCUGACGCUGCAGUGUGCGCAGGUCAACACCAUCAUCGUGAUGAUGAUGGGAACCUUGCACAUUAAAAACUGUAUGCUCGCUGACGACUCCAAGAAUUCACAGAGGGAUUUUGCGCAAGGCAUCGUAGCGAAGGCCGGAGCUAAGAUUGUUAUAGAAGACUGUACAUUUGAAAACUUUUACUCUGGAAUUGUCGUUCACAAGGGAGCACAGGUUGAGCUGAAACAAUGUCUACUGAACCAAUGCGGAGUUGGCAUCCAGAUGUACUCCGGAUCCAGCGUCAAACUGGACGGAACUAUUAUAACAAACUGCUCCGAACAAAGCAUACGAUAUGAAGUGUAUGACAGUUGUGGCAAAGUUGACGAAUCAGAAGAUCUACAAAUUAUGCCAAACUGUAAAAUUGGGUCUGGAAAUUUAGAAAAGGAAGUUUUAACUGUCAACCAUGAUGUUGAAUUAUUUUGAAAUUAUUUUUAGAUAACCAAAAAGUUAUGUUUUAAAUUAAAUAUAUUUUUUGUGUAUAUCAGACAGAUUGCAGACAAAAGACUUGUUAAGCAAUGUAUGUACAUUGAAUUUAUUACAGCCGUUAUAGUAGACAGAUAUAAUUUUAUAUCACUUCUCUCUAGAACAUUCCACAACAAGCGGCGAGCAUAUUAAAUCCAAUCUUUUCUGCUGUUGCUAUUAAAAUAUCUGCAAAUUAUGCUCUUAAUGUAAUCUAAUAUGGUCGUUGUUAACUUCUUUUUGUGCAUGUUAAAGCCACUGGUUAUGUUGUUAAAUCAGCUUUUAUAAUUUUGCUUCAUGUGAACGGAUAAGAUAGAUUUUAGAAUUUAAUGUAUUUAUUUACUUAUAUUAUUCGGACCUCAGUCAAC